Perkinsus marinus ATCC 50983 is the source of this 922-nucleotide messenger RNA. RefSeq lists its product as hypothetical. Lineage: Eukaryota; Perkinsozoa; Perkinsida; Perkinsidae. The transcript has 3 exons. The record is from RefSeq and is a predicted model, not a curated record. The annotation marks the transcript as partial.
GUUCACCUGUGGCUGACAUCGCUCCGCCUCCCGGCUUUGAGCAUCUUUCUCCUUCCAGGAAAAAUCCAACCGGUGGAGCGAAAGUUGAGAUUGACGAGCAAGUGUUAGAUGCUCACAUUGCGGGUAUCAACAAGAGUCUGACGGCAGACCGCAGUGGACCGAAUCAAGCGGCUCAUAAAUUCAAUCGGGAAUCUCCCGAGUUCGUUCCGUCGAAGCCACCAAGACUUGGCCUAGCUCCGCCAAGUGUAACAGAUCCGUCUGCAGAAGCUGCAGCGGCCAUUGACGAGUCCAUUGCGAAGUUGCUCGACAGCUAGCGGGGCGCACUUAUUGUUUGUGUAUUUCUAUUGUUGAUAUCCAGCUCUGCUCAGUAAGCAGAAAUCACACUUCUGCCUCCCUGUUGUCGAGCAGGACCAUUCCAUCAUUUUUGUUCUAUUAAACACAUUUUCUAUUUCUUGCUUGGAAUCCGACAAAUCAGUCAAGGUUGAGGCGUUACUCUACCCGCACGGCGCACAGCCAGAAAAUAUUAUCAUAUUCGAGCAGUCGAGGGCAUUCAUAAUACGGGCAUUGGGCAAUCUGCUUGUGGCCCGCUGGCUCAUUCUGUUGUAGAAAAGUAGCAUAGCUAGUGGGAAUACAAAACGAUCAUUGAAAGCAGUGAUGUUGCGAGAUGAUGUGUGGAUGAGUAGAAUGUCUAUAGUCUAUAAAUAUUUUUUGUUCAUUUUUAUCAUUACGAGCCGCUACGGUGAUGCUAUAUAUGCCGGGAUGCUUUGCUCCUUGCUGAGUCUGUGGUGGCAUGCGUUUAAACCUCUUUUGUCAUUUAUGUGUACGUAGUAGAACCCUCAUCACUGACAAUUGCUUCAAGUCGUUACAGAAUCCUUCAUAGUGCUAUUAAUAGUAAUCAUUAUAAUACUCAUUGCCGUUCUUC